ACUACAAGUCAAGUUUAACGCAGCCACAAGACGCUCGAUAUUGUGCAAGUCUCAGCACAGGCUGUCAUUUGUGCUUUUAUGAUGGCAUUAAACUGCAGCACAUUCAGUCGGCUUAUCUCUGGAGCUCAGACCGCGGCUGAGGCCUGCGCACAGCGGGCAGUUCAACAGACAUGUGGGAGAUACAGAGUGUGUCGAAGAAGGUAUUCCAGUGUCACUCCUGAAGAGAACAGACUGGAGCAGGUGUGUGUGUCAGACUCCGACACAACUGCACAGGUCCGAGAGCUUGUGGUUCCAGGUGGUAAUCGGCGAGUUCUGAAGGACGUCCUGCCUUUCUCAGCAUUUCUUACCGACUCUUUUGGACGGAGGCAUAAUUACCUUCGCAUUUCCCUCACUGAGAAAUGUAACCUCCGCUGUCAGUACUGUAUGCCACAAGAAGGAGUAAAACUCAGCCCUCGCUCUCAGCUGCUAACAACAGAGGAGCUCCUGACGUUAGCCAGACUCUUCGUACGGCAGGGGGUGAACAAGAUCCGGCUGACUGGAGGAGAACCUCUCAUUCGCCCAGACGCUCUGCAUAUCAUAGCGGAAUUGAGGAAGUUGGAGGGUCUGAAGACCAUUGCAGUCACCACAAACGGCAUGAAUCUGAGCCGGCUGUUGCCCGGUUUGAAGAAAGCUGGAGUGGAUCUGCUCAACAUCAGCCUGGACACCCUGGUCCCGGCCAAAUUUGAGUUCAUCGCUAGACGAAAAGGGUUUCAUAAAGUGAGGGAAGGCAUUGAAGAGGCUAUUGAAAUGGGCUACGAUCCAGUCAAGGUGAACUGUGUGGUCAUGAGAGGUCUGAAUGAAGACGAGUUGGUUGACUUUGUAUCUCUGACAGAGAGGAAACCAUUGGAUGUGAGAUUCAUUGAGUACAUGCCGUUUGAUGGGAACAGAUGGAACUUCAAGAUGAUGGUGAGCUUUCAGGAGAUGCUGGACUGUAUAAAGCAAAAAUGGCCCAAUCUGGAACCUGUGCCUGGAGAGGAAACCGACACAGCCAAGGCGUUUAGAGUACCAGGAUUUCGAGGCCAGCUGGGCUUCAUUACCUCCAUGUCAGACCAUUUCUGUGGUUCCUGUAACCGCCUGCGCAUCACGGCCGAUGGCAACCUGAAGGUUUGUUUGUUUGGGAAUUCAGAGGUGUCUUUGAGGGAUAUUCUGCGCUCUGGAGCACCUGAAGAGGAACUACUGCACAUCAUAGGGGCAGCAGUCGGGAGGAAGAAGAAACAGCAUGCAGGGAUGUUCAAUAUAUCUCAGAUGAAGAACAGGCCGAUGAUCCUCAUUGAUAAACAUCACAGCUGGCGUCUUCCUCUGAUCCACAGCAUUGAUCCAGCAGCCUCUUUACCACAUCACACUCAACACUUUACUAGUAAUGUCCAUCAGGACGACACAAGCACUUGUGUUAAUGAUGCACAAGGCUUGACUCAUUUUCAUAGAAAGGAUAAUCCCAUGAUGAGCAUUAAUAAUCUACGACACAUGCGCGCAGCCUCAUUGGCACUUUGCAGUGACGCGAUGACCGAAUCUCAUCGUGCCUCAAAGCCCCCUCCUACACACAUGCUGCCCUGGAGGUCUCGCCCAACUCAGCUACAGUCCAAAACGUUGGCUCCUGUCCCCCUUCCCAGUGCACUACUGUCCACAUACAGAUUUAGAGAUGCAUCUCUGCAGUUUGCACGCCACUGCCACAAAAAAACAGGGUUCGAUUUGAAAAUGCCACAUGCAGACGCACAAUCGUCCAGCUUUGAUGGAACCUCUGACGGGUUGACCCACACUGAUGCCCAGGGUAAAGCCUCCAUGGUUAAUGUGGGCAGUAAGGCGGUAACUUGUCGCACAGCCACAGCUUGUGGUAAAGUCAUCCUGGGUCCAAAAGCUUUUCAUCUGGUGUGUGUCAACCAGCUCGCCAAGGGCGAUGCCCUAGCAGUAGCACAGCUAGCGGGCAUCAUGGGUGCCAAGCAGACCUCAUCCCUCAUUCCCCUCUGUCACCCGCUUCCUCUGGACCAUGUGUCCGUUACCGUCGAGCUGCUGGAAGAAGCACAUGCCGUCAUCGUGAAGGCGACCUGCCAAACCACGGGCCGCACGGGAGUGGAGAUGGAGGCUCUGAGCGCCGUCACCGUCGCCUCGCUAACUCUCUACGACAUGUGCAAGUCAGUCAGCCGGGACAUUAUCAUCACUGACAUCAAGUUACUCAGCAAGACGGGUGGGCAGAGAGGAGAUUUCCAUCGCUGACCGACUCCUAAAGAACGCACAUCAACCUGUGUGAAUGUAGCUUAGUUCUUCUCUCUAG
Messenger RNA from Rhinichthys klamathensis goyatoka, 2308 nucleotides. RefSeq names its product molybdenum cofactor synthesis 1 (gene mocs1). The transcript has 11 exons. Gene Ontology annotation, molecular function: metal ion binding; 4 iron, 4 sulfur cluster binding; GTP 3',8'-cyclase activity. Gene Ontology annotation, biological process: Mo-molybdopterin cofactor biosynthetic process. The record is from RefSeq and is a predicted model, not a curated record. Bases 79 to 2250 code for a protein of 723 amino acids. NCBI's taxonomy places the organism in Eukaryota, Metazoa, Chordata, Actinopteri, Cypriniformes, Leuciscidae.